UGAUUUCCUCCACAAUAUUAUUAUACGAAAAGAAGAAAAAAAAAUUAAAAAGAGGAAAUUUGGGCUCCUCUUUGUCAGUCCGUGCAUUGUGUGGCAAUCUACAGCUUGUCAGCCUUUUCCCCCCAAUCUCUUCUCUUUUCUCCUUCCUCUCUGUGUCUCUACUGCUUCUUCUCCCUGGUCCUCGAUCUGGUUCAAAUUUGGGCUUUCUAUCUCUGAGAAACGGCGGCGUUUCUGACCAUCUUCCCUGCUUCUCCCUGCAAACGGCAACCGGAGAAGGUGUUGACUUCCUUUGCCCUUUGGGCUCUUGGGAGCCUGAGCACGAUAAGUUGAAUGAAGAUGGAGACUUGCCCGGCGAUUCCCCCAGCUUCGAAUUCUGCCUAUUUGCAGAAAUUCAGACUCUAUGAGACUCGUUCGCACUUGUAUAUGAUUGGAAGAGACAAAAGCAGAAACUUUUGGAAGGUGUUAAAGAUCGAUCGAUCUGACCUAUCUGAAUUGAAUAUCCUAGAAGAUCCGACUUCAUACAGCGAAAUUGAAUGCUGUGACUUGUUACGGAGAAUACAUGAAGGAAAUAAGACAAUUGGUGGACUGAAGUUUGUUACCGUUUGCUAUGGAAUAGUUGGGUUCAUUAAAUUUUUGGGGCCUUAUUACAUGUUGGUGAUAACCCAAAGAAGGAAGAUUGGUGCUAUUUGUGGCCAUUCAAUCUAUGCAAUCGCCAGGAGCGAGAUGAUCCCAGUUCCUGUGCAGUCGAAUAUGACUAAUUCUAAGAAUGAGAACAGAUACAAGAAGCUUCUUUGCAUGGUGGAUCUUACAAGGGACUUCUUUUUCAGCUAUUCAUACAAUGUUAUGCAUAGUCUUCAAAAGAAUUUAUGUAAUAGUGAGACAGGAAGGCUUCAUUAUGAGACCAUGUUUGUCUGGAAUGAAUUCUUGACUCGAGGAAUCAGACAGAGCCUCAAGAACUCUACCUGGACAGUGGCACUAGUACACGGGUUCUUUAAGCAGGUGAAAUUAUCGGUGUCUGGAAGGGACUUUAAGCUGACUCUCAUUUCCAGACGGUCACGUCAUUAUGCUGGAACAAGAUAUUUGAAGCGUGGGAUAAAUGAGAAAGGAAGGGUUGCUAAUGAUGUUGAGACUGAACAAAUUGUGUUUGAAGAUUCUCCUGAAGGGCAUUCAGUCCAAAUAAGUUCUGUUGUCCAGAACCGAGGUUCAAUCCCACUUUUCUGGUCUCAGGAAACUUCAAGAUUGAAUAUCAAACCAGAUAUUAUACUAUCAAAGAAGGAUAAAGCCUAUGAGGCGACUAGGCUCCAUUUUGAAAAUCUUGCAAAGAGAUAUGGGAAUCCUAUAAUCAUUUUGAAUCUAAUAAAGACACAUGAAACAAAACCCCGAGAAAGUAUACUCCGAGCAGAGUUUGCAAGUGCAAUCAGGUUUCUCAACAUGAGCUUACCGAAGGAGAAUCGUCUAAGGUUCCUUCACUGGGAUCUGAACAAACACUCUAGAAGAGGUACCAACGUAUUGUCACUUCUUGGAAGAGUGGCUGCAUAUGCUUUGAACUUGACGGGCAUCUUCUAUUGUGAAGUCUCGUCUAGUCCGAGACGUGAGGGAUUACCAAAUGAUGUCUGUUCGAAGGAACGCCAUACAAUUGAAUGUGACAAUUCGAGCGAGUCUGGUCCAGUAAUCAACGACUUAAAUAAUGAUGAUAAUAAGGAAAACAAGGUCAAGGAACCUACUCUUCAGAAGGGGGUCUUGAGGACCAACUGCAUAGACUGUUUGGAUCGCACCAAUGUUGCUCAGUAUGCUUAUGGUUUGGCGGCUCUCGGAAAGCAGCUGGAUGCACUCGGGUUUGUGGAAUUCCCAAAUAUCAAUCUGGAUAACCCAUUAGCAGAGAAUUUGAUGCGCCUAUAUGAAUUAAUGGGUGACACUCUCGCUCGACAGUAUGGAGGAUCCGCUGCGCACAAUAAGAUAUUUUCUGAGAGAAGAGGUCAGUGGAAAGCUGCAACUCAGUCCCAAGAGUUCUUCAGGACUCUACAGAGAUACUACAGUAAUGCAUACGUCGAUGCUCAGAAACAAGAUGCUAUUAACAUAUUCCUGGGCUACUUUCAGCCGCAGCCAGGAAAGCCAGCACUGUGGGAAUUGGACUCGGAUCACCAUUACAAUAUUGGAGGUCGUAAUCCUGAUUUGCGUGUUGAGAAUGCCAGGUCAUUGAUUAAGAGAUCAAUGUCUGAUGGAAAUCUACUAUUUGAAAGUGAAAGUGACUCAACUGAGACGCAUACCAGAGUUGGACAGAAUUUACUCUUGGUCGAUAAACAACGAGGCGGUGAUAAGGGUUUCUCAGACUCUUCCCCCGAGAUCUCGACUUGUGAUAGUGACCUCUCUUACUCCAGGUUUAAUCCAUCGAUGACUCCCAAGCAGCUCUUUGAAGAUAUAGAAGAAGACCAAUACGAAAGUUGUCCCAUUUAUUACGAUGAACAUGGGGAUACGAGUAGCUGCUCAAAUUUCCUCGAUCUAGAGUGGCUCUCUUCAUCGGGGAAUUCCUGCGAUGAAGAUCCAAGCGACAGGUCUAUUGCUGGUCUGUCGUCUGAGAAUCUUGUGAAUGAAGCCAGAACAGAGAUGUCUUCAGCUGCAAGUGACUCCGGCUCUAGCUUGCUGGGAAGUUACCGCGCUGGUAGUAGCGAACUCGGGUGCAAUGAGUUGGUCGGUUAUUCACAACGGUUUGUUCACUGGGUAAACGAUGGCGUCACCAUGUUCCACUGAAAUGACAUUUCGAAUUUUGACUCGAGCUUCCCUGAAAUUGAUUCCCAUCCUAAGGAUGUGGAUUCACGGACAGAAGAACACAGAAAAUAAGAGCAAGAGUUGGGUGCGCUCACAUACUACAGCUGACGUCGUCGUGGCAGGCAUUAUCAUAUGUCGAUAACAGUUCCAAUGAGCAUUGGCUUGUCUGAGUUGUGAGGAAUGCCGGUUUGAUAAAUGAGCUGCCAGAGUCUCGUGAUUCAUUGGGACUUUUUAAGCAGUAAAAGGUUCCCCCAGAAACAAGAAAUCUGGAAGCAAACCGCCUUGUACAUAGUUGCUACCAUUAGACCUCCCAUUAUAGUGUUUCAGAAAUGAAUCUGCAUAGCAACAGUUGAUGAUAAGCUGACUGAGGUAUACUAUUUCGUCCGGCUGAGAUCUGGACUUCAAUUUACUUAUGGCUACUCUGCAAACCUUAAGGUCCUAAACUAGAAGAGAAUUACUUGGUUACCUGAAUAAGAUUGGUUCUUUCAGUCGCCCAGGAACAAGGACUGCUUGGAAAGAAAUGGACAUGGACGCUUUGGUCAGGUCCAUUAAUCAGAGCACCAGAACCACCAUUGUUGGUGUUAGGAAGAACAUAAUUGAUAUAAAAGGAGAACGACUCCAGAAUUUAAGUAUAAGCGAUCAGAGUCGCUUUGAUGCAGCAACUGUCGAGAAGAAAGUAG
Molecule: messenger RNA, 3446 nt
Organism: Linum tenue
Lineage: Eukaryota; Viridiplantae; Streptophyta; Magnoliopsida; Malpighiales; Linaceae
Source: the annotation of a GenBank genome assembly